Microthlaspi erraticum is the source of this 1572-nucleotide messenger RNA. The record is from the annotation of a GenBank genome assembly. Lineage: Eukaryota; Viridiplantae; Streptophyta; Magnoliopsida; Brassicales; Brassicaceae.
AUGGUGGAGGAAACGGGCAUCGCCGGUGUCUCAUCAUCUUCUCCGAUCAAAACCAUCGUCGUUUUGGUCCAAGAGAACAGGUCAUUCGACCAUAUGCUCGGUUGGUUCAAGGAGCUAAACCCGGAAAUCGAUGGAGUAUCCGAAUCCGAACCAAGAUCCAACCCUAUUUCUACAUCCGACCCGGACUCUGCUCAAGUCUUCUUCGGCAAAGAAUCUCAGAACAUUGAUCCUGAUCCCGGUCACUCCUUCCAGGCUAUCUACGAGCAAGUGUUCGGAAAACCGUUCAGCGAGGAGAGCCCGUACCCGGAACCGAAGAUGAACGGGUUCGUACAAAACGCCGAGGCGAUAACAAAAGGUAUGUCGGAGAAAGUCGUGAUGCAGGGGUUUCCGCCGGAGAGACUUCCCGUGUUCAAGGAGCUAGUUCAAGAAUUCGCCGUCUGCGAUCGGUGGUUCUCGUCGUUGCCCUCGUCGACGCAGCCUAAUCGUCUCUAUGUUCAUGCGGCGACAUCAAACGGUGCGUUUAGCAACGACACUAACACGCUCGUCCGUGGGUUCCCUCAGAAGACAGUGUUCGAGUCACUUGAAGAGAGUGGCUUCACGUUUGGGAUUUAUUACCAAUCUUUUCCUAAUUGCCUCUUUUACAGGAACAUGAGGAAAUUGAAGUACGUGGACAACUUCCAUCAAUACCACUUAAGCUUCAAGAGACAUUGCAAAGAAGCGAAGCUUCCAAACUAUGUAGUCAUAGAACCAAGAUACUUCAAUGUUUUGUCGGCUCCAGCCAAUGAUGACCACCCCAAAAACGAUGUCGUGGAGGGCCAAAACCUAGUAAAGGAGAUCUACGAAGCCUUAAGAGCUAGCCCUCAAUGGAACGAGAUUCUCUUCGUUGUUGUUUAUGAUGAGCAUGGUGGUUACUAUGACCAUGUCCCCACUCCAGUCAUUGGUGUCCCAAAUCCUGAUGGUCUUGUUGGUCCACCGCCGUAUAACUUUAAGUUUGACCGGCUUGGCGUUAGGGUUCCUGCUUUGCUGAUCUCACCUUGGAUCGUACCCGGAACCGUGUUACACGAGCCAAACGGACCAGAACCAACGUCACAGUAUGAGCAUUCAUCAAUUCCGGCAACACUGAAAAAGAUAUUCAACCUCAAGAGCUUUCUUACGAAACGUGACGAAUGGGCCGGAACACUUGAUGCUGUCAUCAACCGGACCACCCCCAGAACCGACUGCCCUGUAACGUUACCGGAACUUCCAAGGGCAAGAGACAUAGACAUUGGAACACAAGAAGAGGACGAAGAUCUCACUGAUUUUCAAAUCGAGCUGAUUCAAGCAGCGGCUGUUAUAAAAGGAGAUCAUAUCAAAGACAUAUACCCGUUGAAGCUCGCUGAAAACAUGAAGGUUUUGGAUGCGGCUAAGUACGUAGAAGAAGCUUUCACUAGAUUCUAUGGUGAGUCCAAGAAGGCUAAAGAGAGAGGUCGUGAUGAACAUGAGAUCGUUGAUCUUUCCAAAAGAUCUACUCGUCACUCUGAUCCGAAAUCGUUUCUUCAGAAGUUUUUCUCUUGUUUGAUUUGUGAUAAUUGA